Messenger RNA from Scheffersomyces stipitis CBS 6054, 1950 nucleotides. It is a transcript of the gene ATP1, whose product is annotated as F1F0 ATP synthase subunit alpha. Gene Ontology annotation, biological process: proton transmembrane transport; proton motive force-driven ATP synthesis. The record is from RefSeq and is a predicted model, not a curated record. The coding region runs from base 36 to 1673 and encodes 545 amino acids. The transcript is spliced from 2 exons. Gene Ontology annotation, molecular function: ADP binding; ATP binding; proton-transporting ATP synthase activity, rotational mechanism. Lineage: Eukaryota; Fungi; Ascomycota; Pichiomycetes; Serinales; Debaryomycetaceae.
CUUUUAGUAACACCACAAUUUACUAACAAGUUACAAUGUUGUCGGCUCGUCCUGUUUUGCGUACUGCUGCCCGUUCUGCCGCCGUUGCUGCCAGAACCUUGAGAGUUGCUCGUCCAACUCUCUUGACUGCUCAACGUUUUGCCUCCGCCAAGGCUGCUCCAACUGAAGUCUCCUCCAUCUUGGAAGAAAGAAUCAGAGGUGUCUCCGAUGCUGCCAACUUGAACGAGACCGGUAGAGUCUUGUCCGUCGGUGAUGGUAUUGCCCGUAUCUUUGGUUUGAACAACAUUCAAGCUGAAGAAUUGGUUGAAUUCGCCUCCGGUGUCAAGGGUAUGGCCUUGAACUUGGAACCAGACCAAGUCGGUGUUGUCUUGUUCGGUUCGGACAGAUUAGUCAAGGAAGGUGAAACCGUUAAGAGAACCGGUAAGAUUGUCGAUGUUCCAACUGGUCCAGAAUUGUUGGGUAGAGUUGUCGACGGUUUAGGUAACCCAAUCGAUGGUAAGGGUCCAUUGAACGCUUCCUCUUCCUCGAGAGCUCAAGUCAAGGCUCCAGGUAUCUUGCCAAGAACCUCUGUGUUCGAACCUAUGCAAACUGGUUUAAAGUCUGUUGAUGCUCUUGUCCCAGUCGGAAGAGGUCAAAGAGAAUUGAUCAUUGGUGAUCGUCAAACCGGUAAGACCGCCGUCGCAUUGGACACCAUCUUGAACCAAAAGAGAUGGAACAACGGUGCUGACGAAUCCAAGAAGUUGUACUGUGUCUACGUUGCCGUUGGUCAAAAGAGAUCCACUGUAGCCCAAUUGGUCCAGACCUUGGAACAAAACGAUGCUCUUAAGUACUCCAUCAUUGUCGCUGCCACUGCCUCGGAAGCCGCUCCAUUACAAUACAUUGCUCCUUUCACUGCCUGUGCUAUUGGUGAAUGGUUCAGAGACAACGGUAAGCACGCUUUGAUUGUCUACGAUGACUUGUCCAAGCAAGCUGUUGCCUACCGUCAAUUGUCAUUAUUGUUGAGACGUCCUCCUGGAAGAGAAGCUUACCCUGGUGAUGUUUUCUACUUGCACUCUAGAUUGUUAGAAAGAGCUGCUAAGAUGUCUCCAGUCCACGGUGGUGGUUCUUUGACCGCUUUGCCAGUCAUUGAAACCCAAGGUGGUGAUGUUUCCGCUUAUAUUCCAACCAACGUUAUUUCCAUUACCGAUGGUCAAAUUUUCUUGGAAGCUGAAUUGUUCUACAAGGGUAUCAGACCAGCUAUUAACGUCGGUUUGUCCGUCUCCCGUGUCGGUUCUGCUGCUCAAGUCAAGGCCAUGAAGCAAGUCGCUGGUUCCUUGAAGUUGUUCUUGGCCCAAUACAGAGAAGUCGCUGCCUUCGCCCAAUUCGGUUCCGAUUUGGAUGCCUCUACCAAGCAAACCUUGAACAGAGGUGAAAGAUUGACCCAAUUAUUAAAGCAAAAGCAAUACUCUCCAUUGGCUGCUGAAGAACAAGUCCCAUUGAUUUUCGCUGGUGUCAACGGUUUCUUGGACGAGAUUCCUCUUGAAAGAAUCGGUGAAUUCGAAGAAUCCUUCUUGGCUCACUUGAAGGCCAACGAAACCGAAAUCUUGGAAGCCAUCCAAGUCAAGGGUGAAUUGUCUAAGGAAUUGUUGGAAAAGUUGAGAUCCACCACUGAAACUUUUGUUUCUACUUUCUAAGUCUUUUAGUAAACUUUAUCACCACCAAAAAUGAAUAGAAGAACGUCGCAUUGAAAUCAAUUCAUGGUGUUUUGUUUUCUGGUGUUUAAUUCUUGGAAGACAUAUGUAAUGUUUUCUCUAUUCUCUUUAGAUGACUCCACUUCCGUUUUCAGGCAUUUAUUUGAACUUUGAUUUAUUGCUAUUUUUUUACUAAGGUGUCGGCUGGUUUCCUUCGGGGAGCUACUUGCACAUCAAAAAAGAAAAUACUCAUAUAUAAGAAAUACAAGUAUUCCGUAUU